Molecule: messenger RNA, 6209 nt
Organism: Drosophila ficusphila
Lineage: Eukaryota; Metazoa; Arthropoda; Insecta; Diptera; Drosophilidae
Exons: 13
Coding region: 939-5840 (1633 amino acids)
Source: RefSeq, a predicted model, not a curated record
CUGGCGAACAACCGAAAAUAGCCCGACAACCUUGCGCAUAAACCCAUAAAGCAAAAGAAGCGCAGCCAGGAAGAAAAGUCGAGUGGAGAAAAGAAAAAUGUGUGUAUUCAAUGUGUGGCAACAGUUUCGAUAUAACGUUCGGAAAGUGGCGAAAGUAAUGGGGGCCGCCGACUUGAGAUACACAUGAUCUGCUCGCAGCACCACCCAUCCACGCAUUCACCCAUUCACCCAUCCACCCACUGGUCCACGUCCACCCAUCCAUCCAUCCAGUCAGUCAGUCCAUUUCCCCCGCUAGUGCGUGCACUUUCGCAUAAAUUGGAAAUAUUAAUUGCGUGUAACCUAAAAGUGGAAUAAAGGAAGUGUGCGCACUUUGCGCGGAGGAAUCGUAAACGGGGGCCAUGGGAGGAGCACUGGGUGUGUGCCGCGGCGCGAUCGCCAUGGGGAGGCAAACAAAAGAGUGUCAGCGUUUUAAAAAUAGUUCGGUUUGGUUUGCGGCGUGAUUUUAUUUGUUCUUCUGCGGGCCGCCCGACGAUCGAUGGCAUCCAGUUCUGAGUUCCGAGUUCUGGCUUCCAACUUACGGGCCAAAACCGUAACCAAGACCCAAAACACGACGGCCCAGUGCAUUCCGGAUCGGUUCUCCGUUUCGGUUAAGUGACCACACGCGUGCAUAUUUUUGGAAAAUAUUCAAAACUUUCGCACAUGUGGGGAAACGUGCUGAAAUGGGAUUUUCGAAAUUAUUGUUUACAUUUCGUGGAUUUAAUCGUUACACUUUAAGGCUCGUUUAUGUGUGCGUUUGGCGGCGGACGUUCCACAUCGGUCUUCCUCUUCUAUAAACAACCUCCGGAUUUUGAUAAUUCUCGGAUUUUCUCGUCUUGUGUGCGUUUUUAGUGGCGUAUCGGGCAGAGUAAACAAACAGAGACCGAUUGAGCGAUAUCGAGAUGGACUGGGACAAGCCACCGCCGCCGCCGCAGCCACCUCCGAAACCGCGACGAACCCGUUCCGGUCGCCACAAUGUCCUGCACUACGAGUCCUUGCCCACGGCUCCGCCGGCGAUGUGUGGUCGCGCGGAGGAGAACAUCUUCCAGUUCCCGGCCGUGGCCUCCCGGGCUCGCAACCUCUCCGCCUCCCCGAAGUUCGAGAGACGGGAACCCAAGGAUCUGCCCGUCUGCGAGCUGGGCAAGCACUCCUGCUCCAAGUGCCAGCCCUACCGGGCGGAUCGGGGCACCAUCGAACCGCUGAAAACUCGUCUGAAUUCCGCCAUCGAAGCGAUGGACGAACUAACCCGGACGUAUGCCCUGCUGGAGGGCUUCCUGGAGCACCGUCUGUCCACCAUCGCCGACAACGAGGCGGGCGAGAGGGAGGCGGAACUGUCCGCCCUGGACGACGAUGUUCCUUCCACUAGUCAAGCCGCCAGGCAGCAGCUUCCUCCCGCGAAGCCACCUCGAUCCAACACGAACGACCACCAGUUCGACCUCGAGCACUCGCUCACCUGGCUGGAAUCCCUUAUGGGCACCGAGGUGGUUCCGCCCUUCAAACAGGGCAAGUUCAAGCGCAUUCGGGAGCGCAGCAAGUCUAUGAUGGACGAGGACCUCAACAUUUUCAUGAAGGGCGAUCGUCCUAGCAUUAAGCUAAGCUCCUCGCGUCCUUAUCUCCUGAGGCGCCAGAGCACCUACAGCGACAACAAGGCGAAGGUGUCCAAGUGGACCAAGGUCAAGGCCGCCUUCAAGUGGGAGCGGGCCAAUGUGCCGCCAUCGGGACCAGGUGCUCCGGAAACGCACGUCCUGAUGCCACUCAACCACGAGGUGGAAAGAUACCUAAAGGUGCCCAUCAGUGUGGCAGCAGGAAGCAGUUCUGCGGACAGCAUUGUUAGUUCAUCCUCCGGUCAUUUCAUGAGUGAUACGGGCGGCACACCUGGGACCAUCAGCUCGGCCAGCUCCAUGGAUGACUUAGAGGCGGCAAGCCGUCCGAACUAUCGUCGCGAUUCCUCCAAGAGUGAUACGCGCUGCGAUUCCCGCUCCUCCAACUUUGAGGUGGAGCUGCGUAAAUCCGCCACAGACGAACGACUGGACAACAUCAAAGCCUCCGUUCCGCCGUUGCCAGCCAAGUCCUCGUCCAGCAAGUCGCUGCGAAGAUCGAAGGCCUUCUCCGACUUCGAGGUCCUGCCCGAGGAUCAUGUAGCAGAGAUAAAGGCCACCAGCAGCCGAAGGCAAAAGCUGCCGCCGAGUCCGCUGAAUCUCAACCAGGUGAACCAGAUGUACAGCGAUCUGCCGCAACUGCACUUGCCUCUGAAGAGUCCCAAGUCGCGUCGCGUCCACUCGCCAGGAACCUCAUCCGUGCCCAGCAGUCCCUCCAGGCAGUCGGAUUUCUUCGGUGAAUUCGAGAGCGAGGAUCUCUCCAGUGGCGAUUUCUCGGAGCCCACUACGCCAAACUAUUCGGAGUUUAAGGACAAGCAGCGCGAAAUGGAGCGAUCCAGCGCCAGCAACCGCAGUAUCAAGCUGGGCAGUGGAGCAGCAGGAGGAGCAGCUGGCAGUGGAAAGCGCAGCAGCGAGGAGCACUCACCGACGCAACUGCUUCACAACGAGCUCAUGUCCACCGCCCAACUGGAGCAGAAUCUCACGCCGCAGUUCAAGAAGAAGCUGCACAAGUGGCGGGCCAAGCAGCAGAACUGCUCGGGAGGAUCAUACGAACCUGCUGCCAGUCCCACGGCCAAGAGCCAGAGUGGCGAGGUGAAGCCCAAGAUCGACUGGAACCUGUGGAGCACGGGCCAGAUGAAGCUGGAGGGCCAGGGUCUGUGUGCCCUGCCCGACCAAAAGGAUCUGCCCGAGAAGUUCCAGAAGAAGUUGGAACAAUGGAACAGGCUGAAGUGCGCUCCUGGUGGCGGCACCACUUCCGAUACCGACUCCUUGAAGCGGGGCUCCAAGCACAGUCAGUCCACGAGAAGGGGAUCCGACGACGAUCGAUGGUACAAGCACAAGCCGCACGACAAAGAGAAAUUGUCCCUGCUGAAGGCCAUUGUAGUACCAGAUCACACCAAAAACAUCGAGGUGAAGACCUCGGACGGCGAGGUGAUGAAGUUCGAGGGCAUCUCGCGGAAGUUCACCAGGAAGCUGUACGAGUGGGAGAAGGCCAGGGGCAUCGGACCGGAGGCCUCCACCUUUGCCCUGCUGCAUCCGGGCUACUGUCCCAUCGAUGUGCGAAGGAUCAACAAGGACUGCAAUAAGGUGACUGCGGAUCACUCGCCCACUUUGAGUCGCUCGCUUUCGCUGGACAGCGUGUCGCCGAACUGCAAUCCAAUGCAGGCCAUCUCCCAGCAGGCCUCCUCCUUGUCCCUGAACGACGUCAACGACCUGAAGGAGAUCGAGGACAGCACCGACGCCCUCACCGACCACGAGUUCAAGAAGUACGACGAGCCAGAGGCGGUGAUGGUCGAGGUGGAGGAGCACAUCCACGACACCGCCUCGCCACUGGUCACCGCGCACACCCUGGUGGAGCAGCAGACGCCCAUCUACAAGUACGAGGAGGUGCAGUGCAACGACUACGUCAACUCGCGUCGCGUCCAGAGCUUCGAGUCGCACACGAAUCUGGCCCCCUUGCUGGGCGCACUGAAACGUGCCGAUGAGCUGUUCGGCCAGCUGAGGAAUGCCUCGCCCGACCUGGUGGAGCACCCGUCCAUGCGGGAGUGCCAGGCCGCAUUGCUGAGCAUUCGCAGCAUUUAUCCGUACUACUCGAACAACCUGAUGAAGCCGGGCGUGCUCAACGCCAUAUCCGAUGUCCAGAGCGAACUGGGACGCCUCACAGAGCUGAGCCUAAAGUCGCCACUGGACGAGGCCUGCUGCCAGGAGACCAUGCAGGAGCGCACUUUGGAGUACCUGGAGGAGCUGCAGGGACUGCAGGAAUGUCUGCAGUGUCUUAAGCUGAGCAUACAGGGCGGUACGAAUCGCUAUCCCCGGGACAUAGUGCCCGACAUCAACAUCACCAGCGAGGAUGGGCAGCAGCUGGACUCGAGUUCCGCGUAUGCCACCUGCGACAAUUCCAGCCGGGACCGCUUGGCCCAGGACGAAAGUGCCAGUGCCAGUGCAGCCUCGCCGAUGGAGCACGAAACAGAGACCAGCACCACCACUGGCACCCUCUGCCGCUCCAGCUUGCCGGCCGUCAAUGUGAAUGCGAAUGCCAACGCGAAUUCGAAUGCCAAUUCCUGCGCCAAGAAGAAGCUGCUGCGCCUGCGCAAGAUGGGUUCCCGGCAGAACAGCAAGACGGAGAGCGACAGCAGUGACGCGGACACCCACUCGGUGCUGGAGACACCCCGUCGACUGCGGCGGAAGAACUUCCGCCUGAAGCAGCGCUCCCUGGACGACGACUUCCGGCUGGACGCUGAGGUGCCUCCAGUCAGGGAAGAAAUCGUCUACGGUUCGCUGAAAGUCAAGCCGGGGGAACUCAUCGAGCAGAGUCAGAGUGUGGCACCCGCACCGCUUCCAGUGAUUCCCGACCUUGCUCCAUCUUCCACUGCAUCCAUCACGCCCACGACUUCAUCCCCGCCUCCGGCUGUUGCUACUCCGCCCACAAAGCUGGGCGCCUUUAUUCCGCCUCCUUUGCCGGAGCACAAUCGAGCGUACAACACCAACGCGAAUGUCUUCGUGAAGACCAAGCGCAAGAUCUUCACCACCGUCCCGGAACCGAGAGCCGCGGAAGGCAUAGCUGUGAUCGAGAAGGAGCUGGACAGUCCCACGGAGGAGAAGCCGGAGAGGCCCAAGUGCCCCAUCAAGCCCCUCAACCUGUACAAGUCCAUCAGCUUGGAGCGCCUAAACCAACCGCCCAACAAAGAGGACCUGCGCAAGUGCCAGAGCAGCGAGAGCUUCCGCCGGGGAACCCUCUUCGUGCGUCCUCCCCUGGCCAGCGACAGCAUGGAGAGACUGGCGGAGUCCAGGAAAACCCACGAGCUAAGUAACCCACCAGUUCCUCCCCGAAAGGCGCAUCUCUACAAGAAAAACUCACUGCACAAGUCCCACAGUGCGAAUGCCAGCAACAAAAUCGAGCACAAGAUAGCGAAAACCAGCUCAGGUCCCAGCUUCUCCCGGGUGCAUCCUCCUCCACCGGCGCCAGUUCCCCUGGUCCUGCCCAACAAACAGGACAACACUUUGCCGCGAAUCCAGCGAAAGCAUCCCAAUACGCCCACGAAGGCCAAGCAGUUUGAGUUCCCGCCUCCGCAGGUUCUCACGUCUGAGCGCCCAGCCACGCCCCUUUCGGAGAGGGCAAUUCGCCUCCAGUUGGCCAAGGCGCAGUUCCUGCAGAGCGCUCCGGUCACUCCCCGCCAGGAACCCCUAACGCCGAGUAAGAAAACCGAGACUGUGGUGCUGCAGAAGAGCAUCAGUGCGGGCAGCAUGCGGGGAACAGGAGCAGCCGGAGCAGGAGCCGCUGUCCAGGAUGCAGCGAUGCAGCAUCAGCACUACCACGAGGUGUCCACGGAUCAGGAGAGCGUGGGCCACUCCAGUGCCUACGACAGUUUGCCCCGAGCGGUCAGCCGGAGUGCCAAGAUCUCCAGCAAGCUGGGAUUCGCCACUCUCACCUCGAAGUUGCGCAGGGGCCACAAGAAGCCCAAGGACCCACCGCCAAGUCCUGGCAGUGCCUUGUCCGCCCUGUGCCGCCAAACCCUGAUGGCCGAUGCCAUUGCCUUGCCGCAGGCCUUCGGCUCGGAAAAGCCACCACCCAGUCCCACCGGAAGGAACGUUUCAAAGUCGCAGAGCACGCCUCAGGCGGCAGGUCCUGCGGCGAUCAGUCUCGAAGGACUGAACAAGUCGUGGAGCGAGCAGUACGUCCGCCAGAUGAAGGAGAGCGACGUCUAGUCAGAGUGCCCAGUCCCAAGUCCAGAAUCUAGUCAUAGGAGCCAAGUCAUUGUCCGCGAGAUACGAGUGCAUUUUAUAACUUUAUAGCCACGGUUGCCACUGAGAGCGAUAUUAAUGUCAAUCGUGUCCAGCCAAAGUAAAGAUACUCAAAGGAGCCCUUCAGGAAACAGAUUGAUCUGUGAAAAAUCGAAAAAUCCAAAGCCAAGUAGAUUUUCAAGUCUAGUUACUAAAGCAUUUUUUUUGCUUGCCUUUAAUCUGAAUUUUUAAUACGUAACAAAUAUACAUCAUUUGAAAUAUACCUAACCACUAUUUUUCAAGUAACCCAGUAAACCGAUAUAGAGCUACUGUUCCUUGUGUGCAAUAAAUUAA